This is a messenger RNA of Apus apus (common swift), 2862 nucleotides long. It is a transcript of the gene DQX1, whose product is annotated as DEAQ-box RNA dependent ATPase 1. The record is from RefSeq and is a predicted model, not a curated record. The coding region runs from base 152 to 2464 and encodes 770 amino acids. Gene Ontology annotation, cellular component: intracellular anatomical structure; spliceosomal complex. NCBI's taxonomy places the organism in Eukaryota, Metazoa, Chordata, Aves, Apodiformes, Apodidae. The transcript has 11 exons. Gene Ontology annotation, molecular function: RNA binding.
CCUCCCGGGGCAGGGCCCGAGCUGGCGGCGGGGCGCGCGGGGAGCGGCGACCGGCACAGGCCGGAACUGGAACCAGAACCGGAACCGGAGCCGCGGCCCGGGGGGCUGAGGCGGGGACCCGGCCGCAGCCCGGGCGGUGAGCGUCCCUGCCAUGGCCGGCAGCGGCGCCUCCGGCUCCCCGCCCCGGCACAGCGGCCCUGACUCGGCGCUGGAGGAGGAGGAGGAGGAAGACGACCCGGCUCUGGGCAGCGACGGGGACCUGGAGGUGAACCCCUACGAUGGGCUGCCCUUCUCCUCCCGAUACUACGAGCUGCUGCGGCAGCGCCGGGAGCUGCCCGUCUGGACCACCAAGUACAGCUUCAUGGAGCACUUGGAGGGCGGCAGCGGCAUCGUCCUGGUGUCCGGGCCCCCCGGCACCGGCAAGAGCACCCAGAUCCCGCAGUGGUGCGCCGAGUACGCCCUGUCCCUGCAGUUUGCCCACGGGCUGGUGGCCUGUACCCAGCCCCACAGCCUGGCUGCCCUCAGCCUCUCCCUACGCGUGGCCGAUGAGAUGGACCUCAACCUGGGCCACGAGGUGGGCUACUGUGUCCCUCACGAGGACUGCUGCACCACUGAGACCAUCCUCAGGUUCUGCUCGGAUGAGAUGCUGCUGCGGGAGAUGACGUCGGACCCGCUGCUGCGGCAGUACGGGGUGGUGGUGCUGGACGAGGCGCAGGAGCGGACGGUGCCCACCGACGUGCUGCUGGGGCUGCUGAAGGACGUGCUGCACCAGCGCCCGCCCCUCAAGGUGGUGGUGGUCACCUCGCCGGCCAUGGAGGAGCAGCUCCGCGCCUUCUGCGGGGACCCCCCCGUGGUGCGGGUGCCGGGACCCGGGCCCCCUCCCCAGGUGAUCUACAGGGACCCACCAGCCCACGGCCACAUUGCAGCCGCCUGCCAGGCCGUGCUGGACAUCCACCGGCAGCAGGAGCCCGGCCACGUCCUGAUCUUCCUGGCCAGUGAACAGGAGAUUGCCGAGUGCUGCCAGGCCAUCCGCAGCGAGGCAGGGGCACUGGGCCCGGGGCUGGGCCCGCUGCUGGUGCUGCCCCUGCACCCUGGCGUGGGCCGCGCGGCUCAGCGGGUGUACGAGACCCCCGAGGAGGGCAGCCGGGAGCGGAGGGUGGUCGUCACCCACUGGCUGGCGGACUCGUCCUUCUCGCUGGGGAACGUGCGCUUCGUCAUCGAUGCGGGGCUGGAGCUGCGCAACGUUUACAACCCCCGCAUCCGGGCGGAGUCCCAGGUGCUGCGGCCCAUCAGCCGGAGCCAGGCAGAGGCACGCAUGCAGCGAGCUGCAGGCAGCCCCCCGGGCACCUGCCUGCGCCUCUACUCGGAGGCCUUCCACGAGCAGCAGCUGCCCCCCAGCCCCCCGCCCCACGUCAGCGAGACCAGCCUCAGCCGCCUCGUCCUGCUGCUGAAGCGCCUGGACAUCGCUGACAUGGGCCAGUGCGACUUCCUUGACCGCCCAGCCCCUGAGUCACUGAUGCAAGCACUGGAGGACCUGGACUACCUGGCGGCCCUGGAUGACGAUGGGAACCUGUCGGAGGUGGGGAUCAUCAUGUCAGAGUUCCCCCUGGACCCCCAGCUGGCCAAGGCGCUCAUUGCCUCCUGCGAGUUCGACUGUGUGGAGGAGAUGGUCAGCCUGGCUGCCAUGCUCACAGUUUCCCCCUGCUUUCUGCCCCCCUCCUCACACCUGGAGGAGGCGGUGACCCUGCGGCGGCGGGCUCUGCUGCACCCAGAUGGAGACCACUUCACCCUCAUCAACAUCUUCAACGCCUUCCAGCAGAACGGGGACGAGGGCUGGUGCCGCAAGCACGGGCUGAGCGGGGAGGCGCUGCGGCUGGCGGGGGUGGUGCGGGCGGAGCUGCUGGAGGUGAUGCGCCGCAUCGAGCUGCCCGUCUCCCCUCCCGCCUUCGGCACCGACGCCAACGUGCUCAACAUCCAGCGCGCCCUCAUCUCCGGGUACUUCCUCAAGGUGGGCCGGGGGGCGCCGGGGGGGCCUGGCUGUGGGGCGGGGGCCAUGCCAGCCAGCCCCUUCCCCUCCUGCUGUGCUCCCCAGGUGGCCCGGGACAUCGACGGCUCUGGGAACUACGUGAUGCUGACGCACAAGCACGUAGCCCACCUGCCCCCUGCCUGCUGCUACCUGCUGCGGCAGCCCCCCCAGCGCCUGCCCCCCUGGCUGCUCUACCAUGAGUUCACCAUCUCGCAGGACAACUGCCUCCGUGUCGUCUCCGAGAUCCAGCCCCAAAUGCUGGUGGAGCUGGCACCCCAGUACUACCUGAGCAACCUCCCGCCCAGCGAGAGCCGGGACCUGCUGAUGGAGCUGCGGGAGAAGGUGGUGGCUGCCGAGGACGUGCCGGCGGGGCCGGAGCCGCUGGGGGCAGCAGCCGGCGGCGAGGAUGAGGAGAGGGAAGUGUGCGUGCUGCAGUGAGCUGGAGCCACCGCAGCCCCCGCGUCGGGGGCGCCUUGGCUGUGACCCGAGGCUGGGAGAGCCCCGGGGGUCCGUGCUGCUGCGGGGCCGACUGAGCCCCGGGGAGGCGAGGGCAGAGCCUGACACUGCCACCGCUGCCAGCGGCCGGGGGACCGGCAUCGCCCCCGAGGACAGAGCCCGGUUCGGGGAGCGCUGGGCCGGGGCACUUGUGCAGGUCCUCCCCACCCGGCGCGCCUUCACCCCGUGUUUCUCCGGGGGCUGCCGCGGGGCGGGGGCUGCUAUGGGGCGGGGGCUGCCGGCCCUGCCCGUCCCGCCCCCCAUUCCCCGCCGGGGGAGCAGCCCCCCGGGGCCGAGGGUCCACUCGCGGGUCUCUUCUGUAUAAAGUUUUGUGACCUUUG